AAAAAAUCCUCUUACAGGCUUGCAGCCUUCAUCAGCGUAUUUUGACGAUGAACUGCCUAUUCCGAUUUCGUUAGUUGCCCCACAAAAGCGGCCCCUCCCUUAAAAACAUGAUCAUGUGACGCGUCAGAUUUAUUAUUUUUUUAUUGCCACAGUUGCACCAUGAUUGAAAGAUAGAAUAAUUGCCAUUAAUUUUUAGUUGAAAUGGUUGGAUUAAAAGGCCAGUUCUUAAAUGCCUUCCUCAGCGCUAAUAUUCAACUGGCUGGCUGGGCAACUCUCCUUGAUAAAGAGUAAUCCGGGCCGAUAUUCUUUUGGUUUGAUGUUGCGUAUUUCUGUUUUUCCUUCUCUCCCUUUUUGAAACAAAGUUGAUUAGAAACUUGAUGUUGAUGACUAAAGUAACUAAACCGCGGUAGAAAUUAUCGAAACGUCGCGUCAUUAAAUUCACUAAAGUGAUUGGGUUUCUUGUCCUGCGCCACGUAGUUAUCUUUCGAAUACAUCCGCGGCCGCCGACGGUUUUCGCUUGAAACUAAUAACUCUUAGUAGAGUUACUUUCGAAAGUGUCGUUGAACAGUGGCCAGCGAGCCAUCCAAUUGGAACGAAAACUCUUCAGGCAACCACAAGAAAUCAGAUAAGAAGCACACUGUCUAGAUGAAGGCAUCAACUAUUGGAGAUUUGGUUUAGUUUCUUACCUAUGACACUACAAUAGGUCAUGAACGGUAAUGAAUAGAGUGGAUACGUACCAUAGAUUUGAUUGGAAACUUGGUUCUCCCUUAAAGGGUUGAACAGUUGUAUUUAAGUACAAGGAGAAUUUGGAUAUUGAUAGUUUGCCGUAAACGCAUGUUAUUUUGUGUAAUAAGCGUGAAUUGUCGUGAAUAGGACACCAUGUUACACGACAGGUCACCAGCAACCAGCUGUUGAUCCUUUAAUAUAGCGCCUUGGAAUACGGGCUAACACAUGUGAAUUACCAAUCUUUUCAACAAGAAACGAAACUAUAUUUAACACAAACCAGAAAAUGAAUCAUUGAUUUAUUCCAAGAAAGGGAAAUAAGGGAAUUAGGAUGUGGUCAAAUUAAACGGAAAUCUGUAUUGUUAUUUUGUCUAAGUAACACAUGGCAAAGGAAUCUCAUUGGAUAUCUCUCAAGAACACUAUGUUCAGUACGUCUGUGGCGGUGUUCUUAACAUCACUAGCUCUGCUUUUGGUAACAGAAUCAAAUGCCGCUAAAAUAAAGACGUACCAUGAUAAACGCCAAAUCUCUACCUUGGUACCAUAUCAGCCCCCUCAGAUUACAUCUCUGAACGGACGUCCACCAAGAGGACCCUACAUGCAGCUUUCAAGUUAUCAUUACAAUACAGCAUAUAAAAAUAUUGCUCAAAUUCCACGAGCUAAGCCCAAAUUGGCACUUCCUGGCUCACAGUAUUCAAAAGUGUUUAAAGCUCAGCCUCAGAGACAGUACGUCUCUUAUUAUUAUCCUCACCGGACUCACUACAGGGACUGGUCUCGGAAACUUCUUGAAGCUAGUGCGUUUGCGCGAAAGCUACAGGACAGUAGAAAACAAACCCUACUGUGGCAGAAACAGAGAAUGGAUCCGAGUAGUGCAGGGAUCAAGUUGUUUGUUGCGGGCGUUAAUUCCAAUGGAAAAGUCCUGCAACAGUUGGCUCACCAAGGGAAAGUUCAAAACACAAACGGAAAUUUUGUAACUAAUAAACCCUUAAAACAAAACCUUGCUGAAAAUAUUCCAAAUGGUCAACUUUCCGGCGCAACACGACCCAUGCAGCAAAGUCCAUCACCAGUUACUACUGCAAAUACGAAUAACAAACCGCAGAGUGGUACUGCUUUUGUUACAAGUCAUCCAGUGAUUCCAGCAAGUCCACCCUUACAAAGUCAAAAUGCAGAGACGAACACAAAAGCUAAUGAAAUGUCUCCUCGUACGCAGUCAGGAAGGAAGACAGUUGGACAUGACAUGAAUGCAAAUCUUCAGUCGCAACCAGGACUUAAAUUCUCCUUCAACAAAGAACCCAGUACCAAUUCAAAUGGCGCAAUUUUGAGUGACAAGUUCGAAGGUGCUGCUUUGGGACCGAAAGCGCAUUCAUUACUUCAACCGAUUCCCAGCUUGCAGUCGAGCCAAAGCGGCAACCUGCCACAUUUCCAGGCCAACGAGAACAAACAGCCUAACGUGAGCCACACUUCUCUGGAGUCAGGAAUCAACGUAAGUAAUGGGUCCCCAACUAAUGAUUACACCUUGAUGCAAGGAGAACAAAGGAAUGCUCCAACUGGAAAAGAUCAGAAUCAACUGAUUAACAAAGGUCCAGAAAAUCUACUGGGAAAUUCACCUUCAAUACUCCAAGACAACUCACAUCCGCAGACGAGUGCUUCGGAUAAACCCGUGUUGGGAGGAAGUCAAGUAUCGUCGAAUAUCCAGGAGAUGAAAAGCGUGCAAGCUUCGACAAGCCCCACUUCAAAUUCUGCUAAUUUUGAUAAAGUUACUGCUCAAGAGGUUAAGGGUGGUCUGGUGUCUGUCUCAGCUUCCGCACCGUCAUCUCAGGCACUGGUCACACAACCGUCUGGUCUAAGAGUCGCACCAAACAGCAAGAACUCCUUCUUCAGUAAUGACUUACCUGGAGGUUUAAGUCAUGACCCGCAAACACAAUUGGACAAAGAGUUGGCUUUGAAGAACCUUCUGUUUCCACCACCUGCUGCAUCGAAAAAUCAAGCCUAUAGUACAAAUCCUGUUGUCCUUUCAAAUUCUGCUCAAUUUCAACAGCCACAGCAGGGUCCCCGCGCGCAAGUUGACAACAUGAUACCUACUUUCCCAGCCUUCCGCUAUGAUCGAAGACAUAACAUUCCACAAUCCCCUUCACGCAUUGAUAAGAAGUCGUUUGUUCCGCAAACUAACAAGGUUCCUUAUAAGGGUUCGUUUCCUCUUAUGUUGCACAAGUUUUCACCCUACUUCAAGAUGAAACGAAAUCUCAAACAAGUGGCGAGUGAAAAGGCCAAGGCCAGAAGGCGACUUCUUGAACUGCAACCUAUCAAAUGAUAUCUGUGAGCCACCAUGUUGGGAUAGUAUCCUGGAUGGACUCGCAGUUUGGUUUAGAAGGAAAGGGAAGCUCAGGGCAAACUCUUGUGCUCCGCCAAAUGUAUUCAUAUGUAUACUGGACUUGCUACUGCCGUUUCUGAAAGGCGUUCUACUACACCGAUAAAUAUUUUUGUGACACUAAGCGAAAUAGUUGAUACCCAGACUGGUAUUCAAUAGUAAUGGUAAAUAUAGAAGUUAGAGGUAUAAAUAUGAGAAGCAAAAAAUGAAUAGAUUAGUUAUCGCGGGAAGCAAUAUAAGGCUUCAUACGGUACACAAGUUAUAGAAUUGGAAGUGUUCGCGCCACAAUCUCAAAAUAGUCACUGAACUCGUUAUUCCGAAACAUGUACACCAUAUAACUCUUCCGCAGAUCGUCUUCGCAAUGAUUCUGCUUUGGGAUAGUUUCAUUAGAGUGUUUUUUGAAGGAGUGUCGUAAAACCAAAACCAAAGUAAUCACAACGGCCAAUCAGAAGACGGGAAUUGCCUUUAAGAGCCAAUGAGAACUCAGAGUAAAAACGACCAAACUGCCUAAAGCGCGGGAAAACGCGAGAAAACGCCGGCGACCAAGUGGUGAUUGGUUUUAGUUUUGCAUCUGAUUGGUUGAGAAACGUAAGGAAGCGACAGAGGUAGCAUUUACAGUCACAAGUCGCCAGGACUGAUCAUAGUUAAGUUUUCGAAACGUUCUUAUGUCAUUUUACACAAACGGAUGGAAACAAACAAAAAAAUACGCUUCAACAUUCUGUAAGUACAAGGAGCAUAAACAGGAUCGAAGAGAUUUUAAACGUCCUUAACUAACAGCUUUGAUUGAACUUGAAAAGUGUAAUUAGAAUAAACAGUUUAAUGAAUGUGUAAAUAAAUACUUUUUCGUUACAUA
This is a messenger RNA of Stylophora pistillata, 3941 nucleotides long. RefSeq lists its product as uncharacterized. Lineage: Eukaryota; Metazoa; Cnidaria; Anthozoa; Scleractinia; Pocilloporidae. The record is from RefSeq and is a predicted model, not a curated record.